Paramuricea clavata is the source of this 342-nucleotide messenger RNA. The record is from the annotation of a GenBank genome assembly. NCBI's taxonomy places the organism in Eukaryota, Metazoa, Cnidaria, Anthozoa, Malacalcyonacea, Plexauridae.
AUGUCCAAAAACAGUCUGUUGAAAGACCUCGAUGCCCAGACCGUGGUAAAAUUUCUAGAGAACGAGAAAGCCCUACCCAAGCCGAUGUCCGGUGUAGAAAAAGCAAAAUCGUGGGUGGGAUCGUCGGACUUUAACAUGCCAGCCUGUUUGUCGGCAUCUAUGAGCUCAGCGACCGAUAGUCGAGUGUUCACCCCCCUUGAGACAAUGAUAAUAGAAGCUGUUGUGGAUACCCUACCAUACAAAGCCAGUGGGAGGCAAUGCCUUCAAGCGAUUGAAAAGGACAAAAAUUGUCGGGAACAGCGCAUAAGUGAACGAUUUACAGAACAACAACUGAAAAACAAA